Molecule: messenger RNA, 1737 nt
Organism: Funneliformis caledonium
Lineage: Eukaryota; Fungi; Glomeromycota; Glomeromycetes; Glomerales; Glomeraceae
Source: the annotation of a GenBank genome assembly
AUGUCUCUGACACCUCUUGCCUCACCUCUACCUGUUAAAAGUGAAGAAUUAACUUGUCUUUGGGAUCAAUGUUUUCGUACCUUUGACGAUCCUGAAUUACUUUACGGUCACUUAGCUCAUGACCAUGUUGGUCGCAAAUCAACCGGUAACUUGUGCCUUAGUUGUCAUUGGGAUAAAUGUGAAGUGGUAACCACGAAAAGAGAUCAUAUCACUAGUCAUUUGAGAGUUCAUGUUCCUCUUAAACCGCACGUCUGUGAAAUUUGUAAAAAAGCUUUUAAACGCCCUCAAGAUUUAAAGAAACAUGAAAAGAUUCAUACUGAUCAACAUCAACAAGCGAUUACAAUGGGAAGAAUUAAUAGAGCUAAAUCUCUUCAACCCCCCACUCCACCUCAUUGUUGUUCUUCCUCUGAACAUUCACCAUCAAUAUCAUCUGUUUCUUCACCUCAUCAUAUUCCUCUCUCGCCUGGUAACAGUGUAACCUCGGAAUUAAAUAAUGAUUAUUCAUCAUCAAACUAUGAAAAUUAUGAUGUUUAUUCCCAAUUUGCUAAUGGGGAAUUAUAUGACUUAAACACUUAUUUAAUGGACUCUACAAACGGUUUAAAUAAUUAUAAUCGUUCAAGCAAUAAACGUAGUGUUGAUAUGUUUGAUGGUUUCGUUCAAGACGUUAAAAGGAAACGAAUUGAACCUCAUUACGAUGAUGUUUUGUUUAGAAAAUUGGAGGAUUUGUCGAAGGUCAUUGAUCAAAAUGGAUUGGAGUUUGAUUCGCUUCCAUCUCUUAAUACUAAAGAGGAUUUUAAUGAAAUCAAUGACUUUUUCGCUAAUACCUUGAAAGAAAUUAGUCCUGAACUCAUAUUGAAUGAUCUUGCUUUGGGUUUAGACAAUCCAUAUAAUUCAAAUGUUCAAUUAGUGCCACUUCCCCUUAAUACUUAUCCGGCUGAUGCUGAUGCGAAUGGCUUUUUAAGUUUAGAUGAGAAUAAUACCGUUGAUAAUGUUUUAUAUUCUUCUAAUUAUCCUACAAGUGUUAACCCUCCCGUUAGUAAUUUACAUGAUGGUGCUUUUCAAACUGCUUUAUCAAAUAUUUCUACUACCAUUCCAACUACUUCAACUCUUUAUAAUCCCAAUAAUAUUCCAUCUCCACCGGAAGAUUCAAAAUAUCCUUGGAAUGCAAUGGGUUUGAUGUAUGUGCCUGAUAUAGCUAAUCCAAUGACUUCCACCACUUCUACUACGACACCUACUUUACCUUCUCAAAUGUUUCCUGCACAAUCUCUUAUUUUUGCUACUGGAGCUGGUUAUGAAAAUCAUGUUUCAUUAUCUCAAACAUCGGAAUAUCUCGAUGUGGGUCAGGAGUUGACUCCUCAUCAACAACAUGUUGAAAUUCAAAAAAAUCCCCCAACUAAACCUUCUUUACAAGAGGCAAUUUCGCAAUCGAGCAAAAUUCGUGCGAGCACUACUACCGCAGAAAAUAAUAAAUCACAAAAGAAAAGUACUAGUAGUUCUGGAGGAAAUGAAGAGAAGGAUGUAAAAUCAUCUGGAAUUAUGACACAUGCUUCUCAUCAAAGAAAUCAAGAAGACGUUAUGGUGGGGAAGGAUAAUACAGAAGAGAUGAAUGAUCUUAUGGAUCAAUUAUCCAAGGAUUUAUAUAACAUCGAGAUAACAGAUGAUGAUCCCGUUGCUCAAUCUUCACCUGUUGAAAAUGUUGAAUUAAAAGCUAAGCAUAAUUAUGACCAGGGUGAUUAA